Mucor mucedo is the source of this 1957-nucleotide messenger RNA. RefSeq names its product SH3 domain-containing protein. Bases 252 to 1895 code for a protein of 547 amino acids. The transcript has 9 exons. Lineage: Eukaryota; Fungi; Mucoromycota; Mucoromycetes; Mucorales; Mucoraceae. Gene Ontology annotation, molecular function: protein binding. The record is from RefSeq and is a predicted model, not a curated record.
GUUAUAUGUAUAUAUACUGACUACAUUGAGGUUUUUUUAUGAACAGAGAAUGCUUUUGAUUGUCAUUACAUCAAUGCAGUUUUUUAUAUGGUUUCAACCUGUGACCUUUUAUUUUAUAAUUCAGCCGGUUAACUGGUAGCACAAAGGUGUUAACCGGAAAUACAGUUCUUCAUUCUAUCCGCAUUUUCUUUUUUAUUGUUAUCUUUUUUUCUUUCUUUUAAUAAAAUUCCAGUAGAAAACAACAACAAACAAUGACAGAAUUAUACAAGGCUGCAUUCGCUUAUGAAACAGACAAAGAAGACGAGUUAUCUCUUAAAGUAGGAGAGACCGUGCGUAUUUCUAACAAAGAUAGUCCUGACUGGUGGUUGGCAGAAAGAAUUGAUAAUAAUAAGGAGUUUGGCCUGGUGCCAAGCAAUUUUCUCGAAAAGAUACCAGUGAAAGAAGGAAUUAUAUUAGCUAUUGUGACCAAAGAUUACUUGGCACAAUCGCCGGAAGAAUUAUCUCUACAAAAGAAUAGAAUCGUGACUAUUUUGGAAAAAGAUGUUGGUGAAGGAUGGUGGAAAGGUGACUUGAAUGGGAAAACGGGCCUUUUCCCGGCCGACCACGUGGAGUUGGUAGAAGAAGGUGAACACCCCGAGGAUAAUGACUCAAAGUCCAAAAAAGAUGCAUUUAAACUAGCUGCUUAUGGUGUCAAACAAGGUGGUAUAGGUAGUAUCUUGGCUGGUGGAUUUUCUUUAAAGAGAUCUUCUACGUCCGCACGAAGCUCAAUGAAUGAAAGACCCACCUCAACAAAUUCUACAUCACACCCUGAAACAUCUGCUCCCUCAAUUCCAAAUAAACCUCAUCCCACCAUUGCAAAACCCGUGGAGCAAGUAGCUGCGCCCACUAAGAAAGGUACAAUGUCAUCUAGAGCUAUGGUUCUUCAUGAUUAUGCACCUGAGAGCGAAGAUGAAAUAAAGCUUAUGAGAGGAGAAUACGUUACAGUUAUAGAUCAGCUAGAGAAUGACGGAUGGUGGAAAGGUACGAGUGAAAGCGGAGAAACUGGCGUAUUCCCUUCAAACUUUGUUCAGAUUUUGGAAGAGGAUAAACCCCCACAAAGACCUGUUCGUGCUAGACCUGCAACUGUAAAGACCGAGGCGCCUGUAGUAGCAGCACCACCGGAGAGUAUGGCCCGACCUCCUCCCGUACCUGUAACCACACGUCCUACAUCUUUAUUGUCUCAAAGGGAAGGAUCCUCCCUUGGGUCCCCUCCUCCACGCCCUACUACGACACCGCCUCGUCCAAUUACAUCACCUCCUGUUCCCUCUACUCGACGUACUAAUUCGAUUGUAUCUCCACCACCUAUUGAAAUAGGUCACCGACGCAUUCCAUCUAUCCCGCUCACUUCUCCUGAUUUACCGCCCAUGUCACCCGGUUUCGAAAGACCUACGCGUCCUAUCCCUAGACCAACAUCUACUAUUUCAUCCGAUUUGUAUGGGGCUAGAAGUCCUGAGGCACAUCAAAAUGCACUAAACCAUAUGGCUAAACCACCAAAGAUGAACUUUGGGGCCAAGGCGCCUCACGCAGUUCCCCCAUCUCCAUCCACUAGUCGACCCGUUUCGACCAACGAUGAAGUGAUUCCUCCCGUCCCUAAAAGAUCCAUGCCUCCACUUCCUGAAAAGACCAUCCUACCAAACAAUUUUGAUCAAAGUCAGGUACCUGAGAAAAAAACUCCCCCACAUCGUAAUAUCGCACUUCCAUCUACGCCAGAUCCAUUGGAUAUGAAGAUUAGACAACUCAUAAAGGUAGAGACAGAUAAAAUCCGUCAAGAAUUCGAAAACAAGUUAGAACAGGAACGUAUGGAACGUCAGCGUAUUCAGGAUGAGCUUGACGAAUUGAAAGCAAGUUUGGUUUAAAUCUGCUGUCUCAUCAACUGCCAAUUAUAAAAAUAAAUAAAAUAUAUAUGAUGUCAGAUCGA